Dendrobium catenatum is the source of this 620-nucleotide messenger RNA. RefSeq lists its product as uncharacterized. The transcript is spliced from 4 exons. Lineage: Eukaryota; Viridiplantae; Streptophyta; Magnoliopsida; Asparagales; Orchidaceae. Gene Ontology annotation, biological process: UDP biosynthetic process. The record is from RefSeq and is a predicted model, not a curated record. Bases 59 to 577 code for a protein of 172 amino acids. Gene Ontology annotation, molecular function: UMP kinase activity.
GUUGAAAAACAAAAGCGAGCACUUUCUUACCACAGUCGGUCCGCUUCAUUCGUUUCGAAUGGUUACUUUCUCCGCUUCUAUCUCUCCUCCUUCCAGUGCUCGCACCUUUCGUCGCCAUUAUUCUCCAUUGCUUUACUGCUUUGCCACUUCUUCUUCCCUUUCUCUUUCUUUUGUUUCUAGGUCAAAAUGGCCUUCGUUGUCGAAUUCCCAGAUAAAGCCUCCUCGUCUUCUGUAUUGCUGCUUGUCGCCUGAUUCGGAAAAUGGCAGUCAAAUAGCAACGAUGCUACCCUUCGUUUUAGCCUCUGACGAAGACUCUAGGCCAAAGCCAUCGUAUAGGUGGCAAAGGGUCUUGCUGAAAGUAAGCGGGGAAGCACUAGCUGGGGAUCGCACAGAAAAUAUUGAUCCAAAGAUUACAAUGUCCAUAGCCAAAGAAGUAGCAUCUGUGAUCAAGCUUGGCGUUCAGGUUGCUAUAGUAGUUGGUGGGGGUAAUAUCUUUCGUGGAGCCUCAUGGGCUGGGUGUAGUGGCCUUGAUCGUUCGUCUGCAGACUAUAUUGGGUAUGGAAUACCAUACAUUUGAUUUUUUAUCAUAUUUUAAAAUUUGGUCAUCCUGUUUAAAUUCU